Adineta steineri is the source of this 2388-nucleotide messenger RNA. The record is from the annotation of a GenBank genome assembly. NCBI's taxonomy places the organism in Eukaryota, Metazoa, Rotifera, Eurotatoria, Adinetida, Adinetidae.
AUGUAUUCAUCUUUAUUGCUAUUUAUCCUUGGUUUUAUUGCGACGACAAAUGGAUUCUAUAGUUCGAGUGAUGAUGUUAUUGACCUUAAUCCAUCAAAUUUUGAUAGCCUUGUGACACAAAGUUCAGAUAUUUGGUUUGUAGAGUUUUAUGCAUCAUGGUGUGGUCAUUGUAAGAAUUUAGCACCUGAAUGGAAACGUGUUGCAACAGCAUUGAAAGGUAUUGUUAAAAUUGGUGCUGUAGAUGCUGAUACACACAAAUCACUUGGUCAACAAUAUGGAAUAUCAGGUUUUCCAUCAAUAAAAAUAUUUGGAAAUAAUAAACGAUCACCAACAGACUAUCAAGGUGGACGAACAGCUGAUGCUAUCGUUGAACAAGCUCUCAAUCAAUUGAGAACAAUUGCAAAUGAACGUUUAGGAAAACGAAGUGGAGGCGGUGGUGGUAGUAGUGGUGGUGGUGGUGGUGGUGGAAGUGGAGGAAAAGAUGCAAUUGAAUUGACAGAUAGCAAUUUUGAUUCAACAGUUAUCGAUUCAGAAGAUGCAUGGCUUGUUGAAUUUAUGGCUCCAUGGUGUGGUCAUUGUAAGAAUUUAGCACCUGAAUGGGCUCGUGCUGCUACAGAAUUGAAAGGUAAAGUUAAAUUAGGUGUUGUUGAUGCAACUGUUCAUCAACAAUUGGCACAACGAUAUGGAGUCCAAGGUUUUCCAACAAUAAAAUUUUUUCAAGCUGGUAGAAAAGAUGGUCAAGCUGAAGAUUAUGAUGGUGGACGAACAGCAAAUGAUAUUGUUGCUUGGGCAUUAGAUAAAGCUCAAGCAAAUAUUCCUGAACCGGAAGUUCUUGAAAUUACAAAUCAAGCUGUCUUGGAUGAUAGUUGUGCUGAUAAACCAUUAUGUAUUAUUUCAUUUUUACCAAAUAUUCUCGAUUGUCAAUCAGCUUGCCGUAAUAAACAUAUAAAAAUGUUAAAAGAUUUUGCUGAAAAUUAUAAACGUAAUAGUUGGGGUUGGUUAUGGGUUGAAGGAUUUCGUCAACCAAAACUUGAAGAAAGUGUUGGCAUUGGUGGUUUUGGUUAUCCAGCACAAGUUGCUAUAAAUGCACGCAAAGGAAAAUAUGCUAUAUUAAAAGGUUCAUUUAGUCAAACGGGUAUUAGUUCAUUUUUAAAAGAAUUAUCUGCUGGUCGAUUAACAAGUCCACUUGUACCAUUGAAAGAUGUACCUGAAGGAAAGUUACCAAUAAUUGUUGGUAGUGAAGCAUGGGAUGGUAAAGAUGGAAAAUUAGAUGUGAUUGAAGAUAUUGAUUUGAGUGAUGUAAUCAAUUACCGAUGUCCAAAGUUCUUUCAAGAUAAUCUUAUUUCAAUCAUGCAGUCAUUAUCAGUCUAUGCUCGAUUAUUUGCACGUGCUCUAGGUGGUACAGAAGUCGAAAAUAUUCUUUUUAAUAGUUUAAUACGUUUAUCAUCAUCGUCAUCUAUUCAUAUAACACAUUCUUCGAAUCGUCUUGCUAUAACAUAUCCUUCGUCAGCAAUUCGACGUGCUGUACAUCUAGUCAGUGCAUCGUCGGGUUAUUCAAAUCAUGAUAAUGAUGAAAAUGAGUGUUUACUAAAAACUAAACAAAAUAAUUCUUCCAUUGAACAUAGAACGAAUGUUUAUGGUGAUGAUGCUUUUUUUAUUACAAAACAUCGUCUAGGAGAUUUUCUUGGUGUUGCAGAUGGUGUUGGUGGUUGGCGUGAACAUGGCAUUGAUCCGUCAUUAUUUUCAAGUUCAUUGAUGGACGCAUGUAAAUCACUUAUUGACAAUAAACUUCUAGAUUUAAAUCCAUUAACAUUAAAAGAAUUAUUAUCCAAAGGUUAUAAACAAUUAUUAGAAGAUAAACAAUGUAUUAUUGGAAGUAGUACAGCAUGUAUUGUUGCAUUACAUAAUGAACAACGAAUAUUACAUACAGCUAAUUUAGGUGAUAGUGGAUUUGUUGUUAUAAGAAAUAAUAAAAUUGUACAUCGAUCACAAGAACAACAGCAUUAUUUUAAUUCACCAUUUCAAUUAGCUAUUCAUCCAACAAUUAAAGAUCCACGUUUAAUUGCUGAUAGUCCAGAUAUAGCAUCAGUGACUUCCUGUCAUGUCGAAGAAAAUGAUAUUAUUGUUAUUGCAACAGAUGGUUUAUGGGAUAAUUUACCUGAUGUUACAAUACUUGAAGAAGUUAAAAAAAUAACAGAACCUACAUUGGAUAAUUUACAAAGAAUAGCACAGAGAUUAGCUAAGCGUGCAUUAGAAAAUGGUCAUGAUCCAAAUUUCUAUUCACCAUUUGCUCGAAGUGCUAAACGAUCAUUGGGAAUUAAUAUAUGUGGUGGGAAACCGGAUGAUGUAACUGUAUUGCUUGCUGUCGUCAAAUCAACAUGUCUAUGA